UACAUUUGGCCCCCCUUCACUUUCCACAAACCUAACUUCAACUCACCAAUUACACUACUCACAAAUAUAAAAAAAACUUAUUAACUAUUACUUCUUCUUCUUCAACUUCUUGAUUGUCGUCGUUUUCUUAUUAUUAUUGAAAUCUUUAGCUAUGAGUUAUGAACCAAACACGGUCUUAAACCUAAGCCUAUCAAGAAAUGAUCUUUUACUUGAUCAAUCAUCGUCGUCGUCAUCAUCGUCCCCUUUAAGCCCGAUAGAGCCACGUGUUUUCUCGUGCAACUAUUGUAGAAGAAAGUUCUAUAGUUCACAGGCUCUAGGAGGACACCAGAAUGCUCAUAAACUCGAAAGAACCCUAGCUAAGAAGAGUAGGGAGCUGAGUUCAUCCCUCCGCGUGCCUCAUUCAAGUUGGUCGAAUAAUAAUAAUAAUAAUAAUAAUAAUCGGACUGGUGGCUCGUUGAGCCCUAGUGGUCUGAGCCAUGGUGGUCAUGGUCAUGGUGCUAGGUUUGUUACAAAUAAUGAUUUAAUAAGCUAUGGAAGAAGAGAGAUUAUGAUGAGUUAUGACUCUAUGAAAAAUGGUCAUGAGAGUGUUCAAGAGGAUUUUGGCCACCUUGACUUGUCCUUGAGGCUUUGAUCAUCAUCAACAACUUUUUUUUUUGGUUAUUUGUUACUUCAUGAAAUUGUUGUAAUUUUCAACCUAUUUUGAGGUGGUUAAUUAAUUAAAAAUUCUUCUCAGAGUUCUUAUUAAUUAACGGAAGGAUGAGAAAUCUCUUUUAGCCCGAGGUCUUAAGUUAAAUAUA
This is a messenger RNA of Solanum dulcamara, 797 nucleotides long. Its product is annotated as zinc finger protein 2. The coding region runs from base 152 to 631 and encodes 159 amino acids. The transcript has a single exon. Gene Ontology annotation, biological process: negative regulation of abscisic acid-activated signaling pathway. The record is from RefSeq and is a predicted model, not a curated record. Lineage: Eukaryota; Viridiplantae; Streptophyta; Magnoliopsida; Solanales; Solanaceae.